Molecule: messenger RNA, 2817 nt
Organism: Synchiropus splendidus (mandarinfish)
Lineage: Eukaryota; Metazoa; Chordata; Actinopteri; Syngnathiformes; Callionymidae
Exons: 2
Coding region: 115-1380 (421 amino acids)
Molecular function (GO): mRNA binding; metal ion binding
Source: RefSeq, a predicted model, not a curated record
CCUACAGGGGUGAUAAAAGUCUGGCUGAGCAGCAGGAGCCCAACUUGACUGGACAGAAGUAUUGGAACAGUGGAGCUUUAGUGAGUCUACUUCUCUUGGACAAAGAGGUACAGCAUGUCCGAAAUGCUCGACAACAUCCUCACGAAGAACUUUGUGAACCUGACCCUGGACGACGCCUUGCUUCAACAACACCAGCCUCCAACUAAAGUCCCAGGCCACGGUCGUCUCAGCCGGUCCGCUUCCUUCUUCGCCCCUCCCUCCCCCACUGCCUCCUCCAGACUCAGUCUCAGCACUGACCAUGUCAACGACGACAACAGCAGCUCCAUCUGGCCCCCCAGCAUUUGGAGCCAGGCCCCGCAGGAGAAACAGCUCCCCUUCAGGCCAGAUCGUGCCAUGAGCCUCACCGAGUCCAGCCUGCUGCCCUCCUUCGGGCAGCUCAACAACCUGGAGGGUUUCCCUGCGGUUCCCGCCACCACCACUGUGGCGCCCCCACCUGGUUUCCCGCCCUCGUCUAACCUGCCUGCUCAGGUCCAGCCGAUGCUGUCGUCCAACCGUUACAAAACCGAACUGUGCCGUGGCUUCCAGGAGACCGGCAGCUGCAAGUACGGCAGCAAGUGCCAGUUUGCUCACGGCGAAGCCGAGCUGCGUGGACUGUACCGCCAUCCCAAGUACAAAACCGAGCACUGCAGAACCUUCUACAACUUCGGCUACUGCCCGUAUGGCUCACGCUGUCACUUCAUCCACGAAGAGAAAAUGAGCGGCAGCCCCAUGGCAUCCAACAAAUUCCAGCGACAGCUUACUUCCUCCAUUUCCGGCGGGCAGAACCCUCGGCACCAACUUCGCCAAAGCGUCAGUUUUGCAGGCUUCCUGGAAAGCUCACGCAGCUCACCUCCGCCGUCAUUCCACGUGUCCUUCAGCGACCCCAACCCGGGGUUCAGCCGCGCUCCGUCUGUCUCCCCGCCUCCCGCAGAUCACACCUCCCCUGUCUUCGGGGACGGUUUGCACCGGGAGCCAGCGGCAUUCCAUUUUGGGAACCAGCGUACCCGAGCCAGCACCGGCGACAUCCACAACAUUCCUCUCAUCAUGGAGCAAAAGGCCUCACGCUGCGUCUGUGGCCAUGGAAAUGACUUUUCCAUGGACAGUAAGAAGAGCAGGAGCUUCGCCAGCAUGGAGGAGGAGAAGGAGCAAGAGCGAGGCUUGCUGCUGGCCGGCCACGUGGGCUUCAUCAAGCCUCCCAGCAUGCAGCGCUUCUCCUCCGAGGACUCGCUGGAAGACAGCUACAGCAGCAGCAGCGGCUCCAGUGGAAGCGAGUCGCCCACCUUUGAUGCGUCCGCCACCAAGAGGCUCAUUGUCUUCGAGCGACUUUCCCUCUCAGACUAAAAUUGGACUUUCCUCCCAGCAAAAGUCCUCCUGACUCGAUAACACUCACCAGUUCUUAAUCCAGGUUUAAUUGGUUGGUCUUUAGAAGAAGAAAAAAACAAACUUGAUUUUAGAACCCGGAUGUAAUUUGAUUGUAUUUUCAUACUUUAAUAACGGUGUAGUCGGUGAGACCUUUAUAUGCGGUCUUCCAUUAGUACUUCAAUUGACAGUGCCAGUCUUUCAGAUCAAAAUGGCAGCGAUCCAUGUGCCUUAACAUUCUCCUUGCCAACGUGCCGCAGAGUUGCAGAGCCAAGAUCCGCACAUUUGACUCACUUGCCUUCUUGAACGAGACACUCGUCCUCGAUGCAAUUGUUAUUAUUAUUUUUUUAAAUCUGUGAAAUGCACUUUACAGCAAAUCCAAUGGGAGAAACUGUCAAGUCUCCCUGUAGCAUUCUACCAAAGCUUCAUCCUAGACUGUGUGUGUGCGAGUGCGUGUGUGAAUGGACGUGCGUCAUCUUGGCUUCCCCCCCCCCCCACCCCGAGACCAGAGGUGCAGGCAGAUUUAAGUAGCACAGCACACAAGAGAUCAAAGUUCGCUAACAGUCGUCGGUUAUUUUCCAUCUGAUUAACAACCCUGACCCGCGUCCACAUCUUUGUUAAUCGCACCCCGGCAUCUUACGCCCCCUGCAGGUUUGACGGCCUCACAUCGGGAUUUCAACACCACAGUAUUCCUUUCUGUUAUCGGUUGCCUAAGCAUUGUUAACUUAAACUAAUGUAUUUAUUAUAUUUAUUUGUGCUUAAAGAAAAAAAUGUAUUUUAUACUUUAUUUAUGAAGAAUUGUAUAAAGGUCUGUGAAAUAUGAAUGUGAGAGCAGAGCAGUAAAAAAAAAAAAGAGAAUCAUAUAUUUUCAAUUUCCUAAACGUGACAAUAAAUUUGUGAAUAUAUAACAAAGCACACUGUUGUCUUUAUUUCUUCCUUCUCUUGCGUGUUUAUUUGCACCAUCACGCCGCCUGGGUUGCUUCAGAUAUAGGUCACUUGCAUAAGUGUGAGAUCGCAGCUUCGUUCGGGAUUACAGCCUUGUGCAACAUAUUUCCUCACCGUCGUCACUUUACUUGAUUCCGCUGGUUGUCAAGGUCAACAGCAACGCAGGGAGCUGAAAACAUGAGCACCUCAUGGCCGCCUUUAUCACCUCAUCCGUGACCUAUUAUAUUAUUUUCAAUAACAAUACCCGUGAUAUCAUCGGCCAUUCCUGCCUCCAUGUGUGUGUUCAUGCCACACACUGUGCUGUUGUGUAUACAGUGCAGGCAGGAUGAGUGUUGCACCUCCACUUCUAAAUCCCAUAUGUUUGGAUUUCCCCUCAUCGCCUCCUACAUUACUCGCAGGAUGCCCUUGAAAACUCCAUCCAGCACGUUCACCUUUCUGUUAAUAAUUGAAACUGUAGAUGUGUGUCUUAGUUCA